AUGACAGAGGCUGAAUUUGGGAACAGUUCUAAAUAUCAAGAUGAACAAUUUGUCUCCCAUUCUGAAGUCUUUCCUGAGGCAGAUGUAGACAGCAGUAUGGUGCAAAAAGUUGAUGCUGAAGACCUUCCCAAGAUUUACCACUCAAGAAAUCGCCUUUACAGCAGAAAGGACAUAAGUAGCAUAACAAUGGCAGACUGCAGAUACCCUGAAUUGCCAAUUACUAAAUACAGGGAACAGUUAGUUAAUCUCAUUGAAAAUAAUUCAGUCGUCAUCAUCCGAGGUGCUACUGGUAGUGGCAAGAGUACACAACUACCACAAUAUAUUCUUGAAUACUACUUGAAAAAACCUGCAUUCUGCAAUAUUGUAGUAACACAACCACGAAAAAUUGGAGCAAUCAGUAUCGCACGGUGGAUCUGCAAAGAACGUCAUUUGUCUCUUGGAGGCCUGGUUGGGUAUCAGGUUGGACUAGAAAAGGAAGUUGGUACAGACACACAACUCGUGUAUGUGACAACAGGCGUUCUACUUCAAAAAGUUGUCAAUGCAAAAUGCUUGACUGAAUUUACACACAUCUUCAUUGAUGAAGUCCAUGAGCGUAGUGAAGAAAUGGAUUUUUUGUUGUUGAUUGUUCGCAAGCUACUACGUACUAACUCACGGUUGAUUAAGGUGAUCUUAAUGUCUGCAACCAUUAAUUGUAUGGAGUUUGCAGACUAUUUUGCAGUGCCAUUCCGGAAUAGCCUCACCCCAGCAUACGUAUUUGAGGUGGAGGGAGCCCCACAUAGCAUCGAUGAGUAUUAUCUCGAUGAUCUCCAACAUCUUUUUCACUGCCCGGUUGCACCUUCAUUUACCAAUGAUCCAAAAAUCGUCCCUGAAGUCUAUAAUAUAGCUGAAACUCUGAUCCUCUAUUUUGAUGAACUAGAAAAUGAACAAAGUGGGUCGACAGGAAUGAGCUUGAACCGUGGCAGUGUAUUGGUAUUUUUGCCAGGUUUGGCGGAAAUAAAUUACAUGCAUGAGGUCCUUACGUCAAUGGUUCAAAAGAGGCUGCAUGUAUAUCCACUGCACUCGAGCGUGACCUUGGAAGAACAAAGUAAUGUGUUCCUAACCCCUGUGCCGGGCUACAGAAAGAUUAUUUUGUCAACAAGUAUUGCUGAAAGCUCUGUCACGGUUCCAGAUGUUAAAUAUGUGGUAGAUUUUUGUUUAACUCGCAUUCUGGUUUGUGAUGAAGACACAAACUACCAAAGCCUUCGCUUGAGCUGGGCGUCAAAGAUGAGUUGUAAUCAGAGGAAAGGCCGUGCUGGUCGUGUUUCAAAAGGAUACUGCUAUCGGUUAGUGACACGUGAUUUCUGGACACACUGCAUUCCUGAUAAUGCAAUACCAGAAAUGCAGCGUUGCCCAUUAGGCAGUACUAUACUGAAAGUAAAAUUGCUGGAUAUGGGAGAACCAAGAGCUUUGUUAGCUUCUGCGCUAUCUCCACCUAAUCUGAAAGAGAUUGAACGCACAGUCCUGCUACUAAAAGAGGUGGGAGCACUUUCUGUUGAAAUGAAAGGAGUAGAAAACCCAUACGAUGGAGAUCUAACUUUCUUAGGAAGAGUGCUGGCAUAUUUGCCUGUGGAUCUCCAGUUAGGAAAACUUGUAGUUUUAGGACAUGUUUUUGGCUGUUUAGAAGAGUGCCUUAUUAUUGCUGCUGCUCUUUCGCUGAAAAACUUCUUUGCAAUGCCUUAUAAGCAGCACCUUGAAGGAUACCGGAAUAAAAUGGAGUGUUCAGAUGGAACAUUAAGUGAUUGCAUAGCGCUUGUGAAUGCAUUCAAGGCAUGGCGGAUCUGCAGAGAACAAGGACAGCUCAGAUUUCCCAGGGCUGAGUUGGAGUGGGGAAAAUCAAAUUACAUCCAGAUAAAAAGAAUAAAAGAGGUGGCACAGUUGUACGAGGAGUUGAAAGAACGGGUACGGCGUUUUAAUAUGUAUGUUGAUCAACCCCAUGCAAGUACUAAUGAAGAGUAUGUGCACAAGCAGAGGUUCAUUUUGCAGGUUGUGCUGGCUGGUGCUUUUUAUCCCAACUAUUUCACAUUUGGUCCAAUGUCUGAAGAAGUUGCUAUGAAAGACAUAGCUGGAAAAGAUUCAAAAGCCACAGUAGUGGUGAGGAAUGUGCCACCUUAUGGAUUCCUGUACUAUAAGCAGCUACAGUCUCUGUUCAGGCAGUGCGGACAAGUCAGAGCUAUUUCAUUUGAGGGAUCUAAGGGCUUUGUUGAAUUUGUGCAAAAUCCAAUAAAGAGAACUGAGACACCUGCAGUAUACAUGGCAUUGAAAGAUGGCCAGCAACGUAUUCCCCUGCAGUUGAAUAUUCAUCCUGUGGAAGAGAUAUUGUGCGUGGACUAUCAAAAUUGGGCUGUUCAGCUAAUGCCUGAGGAAAAGUCAAGAGGUCCUUUGGAAUUGCCAUGUGAUCCUGUUCCACAAUUUUUCACCAUGAAUGUCACUGAGGUUGUCGAAGUUGGACAUUUCUGGGGUUAUAGAACAGAUGGUGAGAGCUUGCACACACUAGGCAAACUGAUGACUGAAAUUAAGCAGCUGACAUUAACACCACUGAUUGUGGAACCAUGUCCAGAUUUUUGUCUUGCACCAUUCACAGACUGUAGUGAAACCCAUUACUACAGAGCCAAAGUCUUGCAAGUAUCAGGUGAUUCAGCUGAGGUAUUCUUCAUGGAUUAUGGAAAUACAGCAAGAGGCUACAGAUCUUUGCGGAAUAUUCCACAUAACCUUUUGGAGUUGCCUUUUCAGGCCCUACAAUGCCAAAUCUGCAACAUGAGGCCAUCUGCAUAUUCCAUGAUAUCUGGAGAUCAGUGGAGCACGAAGGCCAGGAGAAAUUCAGCACCUUGUGAAAACUGUGUGCUACUUGUGAAAGUUUACUCCAUUGUGCACAAUGUGCUACGGGUAGACCUUAGCUUACAGACUUCCAAGCCCAACUGUAAUGUGCGAGAAAUCCUCAUUAGUGAAGGUUGCUGAACAGCUGAGGAGACGUAUGAAUCGAAGUUAAGUCACGAGCAACUGAAAACCUUGUUACAGUCUCCUCUCCAGAAAAAGUUGGGUUUAAAUCAACAAGCUACAUGGACUCAGAAAGAGGAAGACUGGAAGCUAAUUCAGGCAUUAGUAAAAACUUUCUCAACUACAAAACUGGAUUUUCCAAGUGCAAAGGUCUAUUUGCAUGGUCCCUUUAAUCCCUAUCAGACCAAGUUUUAUAGUAUGACUGCAAUGUCCAGGUUCAGGAAUGUUUGGAUUGAGAGGGAGAGUAUAAAUUCAAUAGCUCUGAAUAAUGCCCCUGAAGAUGUUCACCAGAGGAUAUUGGUUGGUGCAUCAGUGUCUGUAAAUACCUCAGGCUCAACUAUAAUUGUGAGAGAAACUACAUUGAUGCCAAAUAUCCAUGGGUUACCAGCUCUAAUAUGUAUGAUAUUUGCACCAGUCAUAGAACUGAGGACUGACAGAUUGAAAAAAAGUUACACAGGUGCUUUGUGUGGUUUAGGUUGGAAUCCAAUUACUAGUGCCCCUCUAUUGGAAGAACAUGAUCUGGAAGUUGUAUUUGAUGUACAUUUUGAUGUUAAUGACAUUUUGGAGAUCAAUCUGUUGCGGAGCACCAUAAACAAUUUAGUUUGUGAUGGACUCCUGCGUUCAAGGAACCAAGAAAAAAUACGCAAACUGCAAAAUGAAGCUCGCCUCAGACUGUUAGACAUAUUUAUUGGAAGGAAACCUAGAGAAACUAUCAUACCUCGAUAUUUUGAAAGACCAUACCAGUGGAAUCAGGUGGAUCCGGAACUUUUGAGCUAUUCCAGGGAAGAAAGCAAAAAUGUUCUGUACCACUUGCAUUCCUUGGUACUCCUGAAUCCUUAGACCGUCAUUCUAAAGAUGGGGUAAUGGUCAGCAAUUCUGAGUUAAGAAAGAAUGAAGCUAAUUAAAUACAGAGAAAUGAAUAAUGUUUCUUGUCUACUGUGCAAGUUUGAGUGACU
Messenger RNA from Pristis pectinata (smalltooth sawfish), 3989 nucleotides. It is a transcript of the gene tdrd9, whose product is annotated as tudor domain containing 9. NCBI's taxonomy places the organism in Eukaryota, Metazoa, Chordata, Chondrichthyes, Rhinopristiformes, Pristidae. The record is from RefSeq and is a predicted model, not a curated record. Gene Ontology annotation, molecular function: RNA binding; ATP binding. Gene Ontology annotation, cellular component: intracellular anatomical structure.